Molecule: messenger RNA, 7347 nt
Organism: Corythoichthys intestinalis (scribbled pipefish)
Lineage: Eukaryota; Metazoa; Chordata; Actinopteri; Syngnathiformes; Syngnathidae
Exons: 2
Coding region: 466-6336 (1956 amino acids)
Biological process (GO): DNA integration
Molecular function (GO): zinc ion binding; nucleic acid binding
Source: RefSeq, a predicted model, not a curated record
CUUGUUUAUUAUUUCACAUAUUUGUAAUUCAUUUCCGUUUUUGAGAUUUCAUGCUUUUAUGUUGAAAGGGCAAAGGAAGGCAGAAUGCCGUAAAAUGUAGCAACUGCUGAAAAGUCUAAGGAAGUAGGCAAAAACGGCGCGCUGACGAGAAGGCAUAGACGUGCGUCGCCGUCACGGAGAAAAUAAGAACCAAAACAGUUGUUUUUAACUGCUAAAAGUUCUUAGCGCCUGGUUGGUGAGGGAACAAGCUCUUACGGUGUGUUUACAUAAAAGACGGAAUAAAGGUUGUAAACCAUCAGUUGAAGAGACCAUCAUUCCAAUCGGGACGCUACAGUAAGAGCUUGACCCAAGCUGAGGAACGCUACAGCCACUCUCAGCUCCAAGAUCCCAGUAAGGUUCCAGCUUCACAGCUCCAAUCAAGGUCAACGGGGAUCUGAUGGUCAACAGCGUCGCUCUAUCCUCAAUAUGGAAGCAUCUGAAAGGAAAGCAGAGCACACGGAGGAUCUCCAGGUCCACAUAGAAGAGGAAUCUUCACGCUCUGUUCGUCAAAGGAGACCAACAGAAAAGAUGCAGGCGUAUCUGGAGGAAGAGUCACUUAAAAAGGAAAAACAGCUUCAUAAGGUUUAUGAUGAGUGGAAGAAACAAGUGCGCACCACACGUGAGCAAUUGAAAGAAGACAUAUCAGACAUUCAAAUAGCUUCUCUCAUGGACAAUGUAGAAAAGGAAAGUGACUGUGUCAUUAAGUUAUAUGAGGAAAUCAGGGACCAUAUUACUCCCUCCAGUGACACAAGAAGACGUGUAGAUGCAUGUGAAGCAGUCACAACAGACCUUAUCAAGGUUGCACACGAAAGGCUCUCAGGCAUUGAUGACUAUGAUCGUGAUAACGUAAAAAUAUGUCUUCGUAAACUUCUCAAACCAGACUAUGCACAGUCCAUUUACAGUUCUUCCGGCACCAUGUCCAGCAAACGCUCCAGCUCCAGUAAGUCAUAUUCGUCCAAGUCAAUGGUGGCUGUAAGGAGAGCAGACGCUGCAGCAGAGUUAGCAGCCAAAGAAGUGGAGUAUGAGGUGUUAUUAGAGGAAGAAAAACAAAAGGAAAAAAUUCAGCUUUUGGAAGAAAAACAAAGAAAAGAACUAGAAGCCCAAAAACGUGAAUUAGAACGAAUAAAGGCCGAACGGGAAAUAAAGUCUGCUCGAGCUCGACUACAGACAUAUGAUCAAGAAAUGAAAAGUGAAAGCAGUGAUAGUAGUGAUUGCAGUGUUCACAUUGCUAAAGAUGUAAGUGGUGAAGUCCAUCGGCCCUCCACAGAUUCUGCUCCUAGUCAGGUUCCUGUAAGCAAUAUGGUGUCCACUUCACUUCAACAAUCUGACAUUCAUUACUUAGCACAAGCUAUACAGGACAGCAUCACCAUGAACAGACUGCCAACACCAGAACCCUCCAUAUUCACCGGUGACCCAAUACAGUUCAUUGAGUGGAAAGCUUCAUUUACUGCACUCAUUGAUAAAAAGAGUAUCUCACCUGCUGACAAAUUGCAUUAUUUGAAGAAAUAUGUAGGAGGCUCAGCUCGAAAGAGCCUUGAUGGCAUUUUUUAUAGAAAUGACAGUGACGCAUACAAGAACGCAUGGGAACGCCUCAACCAACGUUAUGGACAUUCAUUUGUCAUACAAAAGGCAUUCAGAGAAAGGCUAGCAAAAUGGCCUAAAAUACAAACAAAGGACUCAACAGGAUUUAGGGCAUUUGCCGAUUUCAUUCAAGCAUGUCAAGAAGCUAUGCCCCACAUUGAAGGAUUAAAUAUUUUGAACGACUGUCAAGAAAAUCAAAAACUUGUUCAAAGGUUGCCAGAUUGGGCAGCAGCAAGAUGGAAUCGUCAAGCUACUCAAUUCAUGAAGGAAAGAGGGAAAUUUCCAAAAUUAAAGGACUUUGCUGAGUUCAUGUCAGCUGAAGCAGAAAUCUUGUGUAACCCAAUCACAUCAUUUCAUGCUCUCCACUCUACAGAUGUCACCACGAUGAGUGGUAAAAGUUACCAAAGGGAAAAAGGACCAAUCUCCAGCGUUCUCCACACGCAGGCUGUAACAGAGACUGAAAAUAUAAAACAAAGGUCAAAUGUCAAACCACCAUGCUUCGUUUGUCAAGACAAAGGACACAAAAUUCACAGUUGUCCACAGUUUAAAGGCAAAUCACUUAAUGAAAGGAAGACGUACAUAAAGGAGAAAAAGCUUUGUUAUGGUUGUCUUAAACCCGGACACUGUGCAAAAGACUGUCGUUACAGACUUGUAUGUGAAGUGUGCAACAAAAGGCACCCAACUUGUCUGCAUGACUUCAGUUACGAUAAAUCAGCCACAAGUUCAAUGCAGAACAACACAGAACAGACAGCAACUACACUGUCUCUCAAUGCAGAAUCCAAUGAACAAUGUGUCAGUACUUCGAUGAUUGUGCCAGUAUGGGUUUCUUCAGAGCAGCACUCAAGUAUGGAAAGGUUAGUGUAUGCACUCUUAGAUACCCAGAGUGACACAGUGUUCAUUGACCGAGAUGUGUCUAACAGUCUUCAGACAAAGUCCACUCCAAUACGGUUAAAGCUCACUACAAUGCUUGGUAAGGAUGCUGUGGUGCCAAGUGAACGUGUUUCAGGCCUCAAAGUUAGAGGCUACAACUCCUCAGAAACGAUCGAACUCCCUCCUGCUUACACUAAGGACUGUAUACCAGUGAACCGCUCCCACAUUCCUACUUGUGAAACGGCAAGGCAUUGGAAUCACCUCAAGGAACUAGUGAAUGAGAUUCCAUCACAGUUGGAGUGUGAAGUUGGUUUGUUAAUAGGCUAUAGUUGUUCUAAGGCACUGGCUCCAAGGCAGGUAAUUUUAGGAGAAGAGAAAGAACCCUUUGCAGUCCGCACAGCAUUGGGCUGGAGUAUUGUAGGCCCCACGUCAUUCCACAAUGACACUCUGAACAUGUCCACUGUGUGCCACAGAGUUGCAAUUAAAGAGCUCCCCCUAGUGACUCCGGCUGAAGCACUCAAGGUUCUCGAGUCUGACUUCAAAGAUGACAACAAGGACAAUAAGGUCGCGUCUCAAGACGACAUUCUCUUUCUGAACACAUUGAAGGAAGGCAUUUACAAAAACAAACAAGGGCAUUAUGAAAUGCCACUCCCAUUUAAGGAAAGACCGUACUUACCGGACAAUAAGCAAAUGGCUACUGUGCGACUUGAAAACCUCAAAACCAAGCUGUCAAAGGAUCAAAGGUACAAAGAGCAAUAUGUUCAGUUCAUGAGUGAAAUCAUAGAAAGGAAUGAGGCAGAAGAAGUGCACAGUGAAGCAAAAGAAGGAGAAAAGUGGUAUAUUCCCCACCAUGGGAUAUAUCAUCCCCAAAAACCAAACAAACUCAGAGUGGUCUUUGACGCAUCAGCAAAAUAUAAAGGUAACAGUCUCAAUGAUCAUUUGCUCUCAGGCCCUGAUUUGCCGAAUAAUCUAAAUGGAAUUCUCAUCAGAUUCAGAAGGCAUCAAGUUGCAUUGUUAUGUGACAUUGAAAAAAUGUUCCACCAAUUUCAUGUGUAUGAUGGAGACAGAGACUAUUUCAGAUUUCUUUGGUGGAAAAAUGGCAACCUGAACACUGAACCCCAAGAGUUCAGAAUGAAAGUUCACCUUUUUGGUGCCACCUCCUCACCAGGUUGUGCCAAUUACGGCUUAAAGCAUCUUGCUAAAGAAAACGAGACACAGUUUCCCCUUGGUGCACAGUUCAUAAUGAAGGAUUUCUACGUGGACGAUGGUGUAUCAAGUACGGCAAGCAUCAAGGAAGCUAUUCAGCUCGCACAGGAGGCUCGAUCACUCUGCGCAGCAGGCGGCCUCAGACUGCACAAGUUCGUAAGUAACGAGCAAACGGUGUUGGAAAGCAUUCCAGCUUCUGAACGUGCCGUACCACAGCAAGCAUGUGACCUAGCGUUUAAUGACUUUAACUUUGAAAGAGCACUAGGCAUACACUGGCACAUUGAAUCGGACACACUCAGGUUUCGCUUUCACCCCAAUGACCAACCUACUACAAGGCGUGGCGUGCUAUCCAUGGUUGCAUCGCUCUACGACCCACUGGGAUUCAUCUUCCCCUUUGUACUGACAGGAAAACGGGUUCUCCAAGAGACGUGCAAACAAAGCAUUGGCUGGGAUGAUCCUCUUCCCAGUGAACUCGAGACUGUGUGGGAUAAAUGGAAAUGCGACUUAGAGAACUUGGAAAAAAUAAAAAUUCCUCGUUGUUAUGUUCCUAAAGACUUUGGCCAAAUAGUGAAAACAGAACUGCACCAUUUUUCUGAUGCAAGCUCAUAUGGUUAUGGUCAAUGUUCAUAUUUGAGACAUGUAAGCAAAGAUGAUAAUGUGCAUUGUGCUUUGGUUACAGCAAAGACCAGAGUUGCUCCUAUUAAGGUAAUCACGAUUCCAAGACUCGAACUUACAGCUGCUGUUGUCUCCAUUACUGUGAGUAACAUGUUAAAAGAUGAGCUUGGAUUGACACAGGUUGAUGAGUAUUUUUGGACGGACUCUAAAGUAGUUUUAGGCUACAUCAAUAACGAAGCACGACGUUUUCACACAUUUGUCUCCAACAGAGUUCAAAAAAUAAGGCUCAACAGUUCUCCUCAGCAGUGGAGAUAUGUACCCUCAGAGCAAAACCCUGCGGACAUUGCUUCCAGAGGCUCAAGUGCAAGUGAGCUCAUCACCUCAGACUGGUUCAAAGGGCCACAGUUUCUAUGGGACAAAGAAAUACCUCCAGCUGCAGACAUUGACACAGAAGUACCACUCGGAGAUCCAGAAGUAAAAAAGGUACAUGCGCUGAACACACUCAAAACAGAAACCAAAGGAUUGACGGACAAGCUAAGAAAGUUUUCCUCAUGGUACAAAAUCACUCAAGUCAUUGCUCGACUUAUUCGCUGUGCCAAGGGAGAUAAAACAACUGGUCACAGCACAGUACAAGAAAGACAGAAUGCAGAAUGUGUUAUUAUAAGGGAUAUACAAGCAAGUGAAUAUGCCAAUGAAAUAAAGACGCUAGAAAAUGGAAAGGCACUUCCUCACAACAGCAAACUGUUUCACAUGGACACAUUUCUUGAUAAGGAUAGACUCCUUAAGGUGGGAGGAAGGCUUAAGCAUGCAACGUGCUCCUCCAUAGUGAAACAUCCUGUAAUCGUUCCAAAGAAUCACCAUGUCACUCAACUGAUAAUUGCUCAUUUCCACAGUAAAGUGCAACACCAAGGGAAAGGACUGACAAUAAAUGAGAUCAGAUCCAAUGGAUUUUGGAUUCCUGGCAUAAACAAGGCAGUAGCAACCUUUGUGCACCAAUGUGUAAAAUGUCGCAGACUGCGAAGAGGCACAGAGGAACAGAAAAUGUCAGAUCUUCCAACACAGCGGUUAGAUUCAACUCCACCGUUUACGUUUUGUGGAAUGGACUGUUUCGGUCCCUUUCAAACUAAGCAAGCUCGCAAAGUGCACAAGCGUUAUGGACUUCUUUUUACAUGCCUUUGUUGUAGAGCAGUGCAUAUAGAAAUGUUAGAUGACCUAACCACUGACGCCUUCAUCAAUGCACUUCGCUGUUUCAUAGCUCUAAGAGGAGCAGUCAGUGAGAUAAGAUGUGAUCAAGGAAGUAACUUUGUCGGAGCUAAAAACGAACUACAGGAAGCUUUAAAACAGAUGGAUACAGAGCGCAUCGUCACAUUUCUUGCUGAGAAACAGUGUGAUUUCAGAAUGCACACUCCUCAUUCCAGCCAUACCGGAGGUGUUUGGGAAAGACAGAUAAGGACUAUUCGCAACAUUCUGCGCUCAACAGCAUCAGUUUCAUCAGGCAGAAUGGACGACGCUUCCCUCAGGACAUUCUUCUAUGAGGCAAUGGCAAUCGUGAACAGCAGACCGCUAACAGUGGACACUCUCAGCGACCCAAACAGCCCUGCGCCAUUGACCCCAAAUCACUUGUUGACUAUGAAGUCCAAAGCAGCCCUGCCUCCUCCAGGUAAAUUCAUCAGAGAGGAUAUCUAUGCACGAAAGAGGUGGCGGCAGGUGCAGUACUUGUCAGAACAGUUUUGGUCACGUUGGAAAAGGGAAUAUCUAUCCAACAUCGCAACAAGGCAGAAAUGGCACACUCCCAGGAGAAACCUAAAAGUUGGAGAUGUUGUCAUGGAGAAGAUGGAUGAUUUGCCUCGCAAUGAAUGGAGAUUAGCAUGCGUAACGGACACUACAACUGACAAAGAUGGACUUGUAAGAAAAGUAAAGAUUCGUUUUGGAGAAAGAAAGACUGAGAAAGGACAAAGUUCCGGAAAACUUUCCAUUGUGGAACGCCCAGUGCAGAAACUGGUUCUGCUCCUAGAGACUCUUUAACGAUAUGUACAGUUCAAUGUUUAUUCUUCAUCUUGUUGUGUGUUUUACAGAUGUUAAAGGUUAUGGGUCAUUUCAUCAUUAGGAAAUCAUUAUCGGUCUGAAUAGUUAUCAGCCAACGAUAAUGACUUGGUGGGAGUGUAAAUGACCUUGUUUAUUAUUUCACAUAUUUGUAAUUCAUUUCCGUUUUUGAGAUUUCAUGCUUUUAUGUUGAAAGGGCAAAGGAAGGCAGAAUGCCGUAAAAUGUAGCAACUGCUGAAAAGUCUAAGGAAGUAGGCAAAAACGGCGCGCUGACGAGAAGGCAUAGACGUGCGUCGCCGUCACGGAGAAAAUAAGAACCAAAACAGUUGUUUUUAACUGCUAAAAGUUCUUAGCGCCUGGUUGGUGAGGGAACAAGGUUCGUAUUCAGGGUUUCAUUUUGUAAAUAUGUUCAUUAUAUUUCGCUAAGUGUAACAUCUGUAGUCUGUCUGAGUGUAGUAUUGCAGUUCAUUUUUUGUACACUAGAGGGUGCUGUCGCCUCACUAAAUAAUGAUGUUUCAUUGACAAUGGGCCUAUAAAUGCCAUCAGUAUUGUGAGUAAUGAUAAUUGAAACGUUUAUUUUAUGUUAUGGUUUAAUUUAUGUUAUAGAAAAAAAUAUAUAAAAGGUUUAAAUGGAAAAAGGUAAAAGGUUAUUGUUAAUUUCUAAUUGUGGUUUUUUUUUAUUUGUGUACAUCGUAGCUCUUACGGUGUGUUUACAUAAAAGACGGAAUAAAGGUUGUAAACCAUCAGUUGAAGAGACCAUCAUUCCAAUCGGGACGCUACAGUGCUAUACAAAUAAAUUUGCCUUGCUUAAAGUCAUUAUUCAAUAUUUGGCACUAUCUAAUGCAUAAGAUAGGUCGAAAUAGUAGAGUGAUGUGUUUAUUUGAUUGCAGUUGCUUUUAGAAGUGAAUUCUUUCUGCAAAUGGUAAGUUUUGAAAUUACAGUGGAUCACAAAAUUGAGUACACCCCUCGCAUUUCUGCAUGUAUUUAAGUAUA